UUGCAUUCACACUGACAUUUUUUGGGGAAUGUGGAGGAAAGCGCGUAGCACGAAACGAGGCCAAAAUGAGGUGGAGGAAAGAGGACACUGGGGCAACAAGGUGGAGUUCCUCCUGGCUGUUGCUGGCAACAUUGUUGGCUUGGGGAACGUGUGGAGGUUUCCUUACUUGUGCUACAAAAACGGCGGCGGUGCAUUCCUGGUGCCGUAUCUGGUGUUUGUGGUGACGUGUGGCGUACCGCUUUUCCUUUUGGAGACCGCUGUAGGCCAGUACACCAAAGAGGGGUGGGUCACCUGCUGGAGGAAGGUGUGCCCACUGGCUGAAGGUAUUGGCUAUGGGGGGCAGCUGGUCCUGCUCUACAGCUGCAUGACUUACAUCAUUAUUCUGUCCUGGGCUCUCUUCUACCUGCUGUUCUCCUUUAGCUCCCAGCUGCCCUGGAGCACCUGUGACAACUACUGGAACACAGCGGAUUGUGUAGACUUCACAACAAGUAAUCACACUUUGGGGGGCACCAACCACACUAACCGGACAUCAGCAGCAACGGAAUUCUGGGAACGAAGAGUGUUGAACAUCUCAAGGGGCAUUGAGGAGAUCGGAAGCAUCAGGUGGGAGGUGCUUCUGUGCCUCAUCUUUAUGUGGAUCGUAUGUUACUUCUGCAUCUGGAAAGGAGUUAAAUCUACCGGAAAGGUAGUGUAUUUCACUGCAACCUUCCCGUAUGUCAUGCUGCUCAUCCUUUUGAUCCGUGGAUUAUCCCUUCCUGGAGCCAAACAAGGAGUGGUGUUCUAUCUUCUGCCAGAACUGUCGCGACUCAAGGACCCUCAAGUAUGGAUGGAGGCCGGGGCCCAGAUCUUCUUCUCAUACAGCCUUGGUGUGGGCACUCUCACCGUAUUGGGCAGCUAUAACACUUACAACAACAACUGCUACAAAGACUCUUUGUGGCUGUGUUUACUGAACAGUGGUACCAGUGUGGUGGCUGGCUUCGCCGUCUUCUCUGUGCUGGGGUUCAUGGCUCAUAAACAGGGAGUUCCCAUUGCAGAAGUUGCCGAGUCGGGUCCAGGCUUGGCGUUCAUCGCUUACCCUCAGGCGGUGGCCAUGAUGCCGCUGCCUCAACUGUGGUCCAUCUGCUUCUUCUUCAUGAUCCUGCUCCUGGGCCUGGACACACAAUUUGUUAGCAUGGAGGUGGUGAUGACGUCUGUCACGGACAUGUUUCCCACAGUGAUGCGCCGGGCGGGCAGGCGGGAACGUUUCCUCCUCCUCUUUUGCCUCACAUGUUUCUUCUCCCAGAUCAUCAUGAUCACAGAUGGAGGGAUGUAUAUCUUUCAGGUGUUUGACUACUACGCCUGCAAUGGAGCCUGCAUCCUCUUUCUCUGUGUGUUUGAAAGCUUGGCAGUGGGCUGGAUAUUUGGAGCAGAGCGGCUGUGCGGCAUCAUAGUGGACAUGACGGGCGAGCGUGCCAACCCUUACUUCCAAAUCUGCUGGCGAUACAUCACCCCCAUCAUUUCACUGGGGUCUUUCAUAUGUUCAUUAGUAGAGUACCAGCCUCUGACCUUCAAUCGUUGGUACGUGUACCCAACCUGGGCCUACGUGAUGGGCUGGGUUCUGGCCCUCUCCUCCAUUCUGCUGAUUCCGGGCUGGGCGCUGUACAAGCUGGGCACCAGCACUGGAACCCUCUGUCAGCGUUUGCAUCGUCUGUGCUGGCCCGAGCUGCCUGACCACUCUGUUACCCGCAAAAUUGAGACGGCACUGCAACCCAUCACUGAGGAGGAUCUGGAAUGAGUAACAGACAGGAGCACAAAGAAGACAAGCACAAGGCAUCCCACUGGACAUCCUGUUUAUAUAUAUUGAUAAUCUCCGCAUGCCAUCAACGUAAAUAAAGGUUCAUUUCAUGCAUGUGUAAGGGAAGAAAUCAUACAUUUUGGUUGUGUUACAUUCUAUUAUCAUUUUUCUUUUGCUAAAUCAAUGAAAAUCUAAUUCUGCAUGAAUCAACUUGACAUUUUGGCCAAAUAUGAAAUAAAACAGUGGCCUAC
Dunckerocampus dactyliophorus (ringed pipefish) is the source of this 2025-nucleotide messenger RNA. Its product is annotated as sodium- and chloride-dependent GABA transporter 2-like. Gene Ontology annotation, cellular component: membrane. The record is from RefSeq and is a predicted model, not a curated record. Gene Ontology annotation, biological process: sodium ion transmembrane transport. Lineage: Eukaryota; Metazoa; Chordata; Actinopteri; Syngnathiformes; Syngnathidae. Bases 29 to 1774 code for a protein of 581 amino acids. The transcript has 14 exons.